Rotaria socialis is the source of this 1236-nucleotide messenger RNA. Lineage: Eukaryota; Metazoa; Rotifera; Eurotatoria; Philodinida; Philodinidae. The record is from the annotation of a GenBank genome assembly.
AUGCGACUGUUUUUAUGUCUGCUCAUACUCAUCAUUGUAUUUUCAUAUGCAACAAAAUCUGAAUCAUUGGCAAAAUUUAAUAUUACUAUUAAAAUACCAGCAAAUACAACAACUCUUAGACAACUACCAUACAAAUCAGUACAUGUAAAAUAUACUUUACCGAACAGUGAUAUUGAAUGGACUAUUGUUGGUAUCGAACCAUUUUUUGGAACAUCGAAUAGAGCUAUCGAAAAAUUAACUGUUCAUUCUUGUCAAGCAACAACUAAUAGUUAUCAACGAGAUACUGUGGGGUAUGAUGAUCAAUCACAUUGCAAAGGCGAUGAAUCACUGUUAGUUUAUCAAUGGGCAUUAUAUUCAUCGUUAUCACCUUUUCAAAUCAAUGAUGAUGCUGGUUUUCAAUUGGGCCAAUCGAAAGUUAUUGUACUUACUAUUACUUAUUUCGAAGAACAGCAAUCACUUAAUGACCAGUCAGGAGUGAUUCUUUACAUUUCAGCUGUAGCGCCACACUUUUCUAUGGGCUCCAUGGUUGUUGGAAAUAGUCGAGAAGGAAAACGUUUUUCAUGCCGCAUAUCGAAUAAUCCCCGUUUAUUGUAUGGUAUACAACAAUUAUUUCCAAAAACUACGAAUGGAUGGUGGCGUGUUUACUUUUUACGUUAUCGCAUAUUAGGUCGAAACAUAUUGGAAUCUGUUCUUGAUUCAUCAAUCAAUUCAAAUCGAAAUGAAUCUACUGUUGAAAUAGUAUCUUCGUAUACAUUUUUAAAAUCUGGGGAUUAUCUAAUAAUUGAAUGCGAGAAAAAUUAUGUAACAAAUUGUGAAUUUUUAAUCUUUUAUAAAUAUAAAAAGACUCGAUUUCAAUAUUUUAUUGAGACUGAUCACAUUUGCGAAAAUAAUGAUUAUCCAAAAUUAUUCGAGCUACUACCAUUAAGAAAAAUAUCUGAAUUUGAUCAAAUUUCACCAUCGACGACACUCAGUAUAAGUGCAACAACAAUAUUUUUAUGUAUUUUUAUGUUAUUAUUAUUUAUUUGGAUAUCAACAAUCUGUGGUUGUGUUAUUAUGCGUCGUGCUCGUGGAUUAGUUAAUUUACAUAAAGAAUCAGCAUUCUCACUUGUAAGUCGCGGUGUACGAACAACUCAGGCUUCAGGACGUGCUGCCAAAGAUCCAAAUCAAAAAUAUCUAGCUGCAGCUGAUCGUACAGCUCAAUUAGAUAUUGAACAUAUGGGUUUAAUGAGUUCAUAG